AUGUCAACAAAAAAACUCCAAAGUUUUAUUGAUAUCAUCACUGGAUUCCUUGGAAAAUCGUCGUCAACAACCUUUAGUCUUCCGAUUAUUGACCUCGGCGUAUACUUGAACGAUAAGGAUUCUGAAUUGGCAAUUAAUGAAUGUCGCAAAACAGCAGAUGCAUUAAGUAAAUAUGGUGCCUUAUUGGUUAAAGAUCCUCGUGCAAAGGAAGAUAAUAAUUCCGAGUUUUUAGAUUUACUUGAAGAUUAUUAUGCUCAACCUUUUGAAAUAAAACUUAAAGACGCACGUCCAGAACUUGAAUAUCAAGUUGGUGUAACACCUGAAUUGAAAGAAGAACCAAAAUGUAAAAGUGAUAUUAAUUGUCACAAGAUGAUUGAAAAGAUGCCAAAAAAAAGUCGACCUUCGAUUCCGAAAGGGCCCGAUCCAAAAUGGAGAUUUUUUUGGAACAUUGGAGAAUUUCCCGAGAAAACCGAGUUUCCGCAACUUAAUGCUGAAUAUGCUGUUGUUGUACCCGAGGCUUUUAAGGAUAAAUGGUCAAGAAUCUUGGAUCAACGAGGUGACCAAUUAUAUCAAGCGGUUAUAAAGGUUGUAGAAAUGGCAUCUGUUGGAUUUGGAAUGUCUGCGAAUCAUUUGCCAGAUCUUACAAAAAAAGGUCCACAUCUUCUAUCACCUACUGGAAGUGAUUUGAAUAAAUACGGAAAACUUGGAACCAUAUUAGCUGGAUUUCAUUAUGAUUUGGAUUUCAUAACCAUUCAUGGUAAAUCACGAUUUCCUGGGUUGAAUAUAUGGUCACGUGAUGGAUCAGAAAAAAUAGAAGUUCACGUUCCAGAUGGACAUUUUUUAGUUCAAGCCGGCAAACAAUUUGAGUGGUUGACUGGUGGCAAUGUUAAGGCUGGUUAUCAUGAUGUAGUCGUCUCAGAAGCCACAAUCAAGGACAAAAGUUGUUCUGAUUAG
Messenger RNA from Entrophospora sp. SA101, 954 nucleotides. The record is from the annotation of a GenBank genome assembly. NCBI's taxonomy places the organism in Eukaryota, Fungi, Glomeromycota, Glomeromycetes, Entrophosporales, Entrophosporaceae.